Molecule: messenger RNA, 720 nt
Organism: Bursaphelenchus xylophilus (pine wood nematode)
Lineage: Eukaryota; Metazoa; Nematoda; Chromadorea; Rhabditida; Aphelenchoididae
Source: the annotation of a GenBank genome assembly
AUGAUUUUUAUAGGUACCGACUUCUUCAACUUGACCGCUGAAUUACAAAAUGAAGUCAGCUACACCAAUCCAGAGAAGCGGGCCCGGCAGACUUACGCCGCAACCUGGUUCCUACUCGUUUCUUUAAAACGAAGGGACACCACCUUCAAGACGACGUUGUUCUGUAUGGUCUACCACAUCAUUCAUACGAUUUUUCUAAUUAUCAUGUGGUGGUUGAAGUUGCAGCCAAUUUUAAACAAUAUGGGGAUGGUUGGACCUCUCAUUAAUCUCGCCGGUAGCAGCUCUGCGACGGUUACUUCCUGGAAUUGCACAGUUCCCUAUUCUCCCGACGGCAAAAAAACUGUAAUUGCGGCAUGCUAUCAUAACAUGGCGGCAACGAAUGCAUUGAUGGCGUCCGCGUUGUACUUUUUCACAUGGCUGGGAGUCUUGACUAAUCUACUGCAGAUUUUCAACAUCAUUUUUGAAACACUUCCGUUCCGUCGCCGAGUUUUAGUUGAAGGACUUUUGAAAAACACUGAGUACGAUCCACGCUCUCUCAGACGGCUCCUUGAUAGUCUGUCAAUUGAUAACUGUUUUAUGCUACAGUAUAUGUGUAAAAAGUUAUCACCCACCGUGGUAUCUCUCCUUUUUGCCCAUAUUGUCAAUCUGUAUGAUAGCACCGAACCACCGACGAAGAAGGCCAAAGAAACCGGAUUGAUUAUGGAGCAGAUGAAGCCGUAA